CCGCUCGUCAAAUCGUCGGUAUUCUACGCUGCUAGUCUUCGUCCACAGAAGACGACGGAGAAACACGAACACAAGUUCACGGCAUACACAGGCUUCGAUAUAUUUCAAUUGGCCUGCGCUGACGUCGUAUCGGGAGAGAACGGGCUGUCCUAUUUUCGGUAUUGGUCCGGCGGUGCAUUUAUUUGGAUUUGGCCUCGAUUGAGUUGAUAGAGACGUGUGGACGCACGAACUCUCUUUCGUUCGGCACGCACCUGUCCGUGGGCUUCAAGCGUACGGUCCCUGCGCGAAUUGAACGCUCGUUGACCAUUGACGAUCAAGUCGCGCUGUCCCUUUCGUUUCAUUGCUUUGCGCUGCGCACGCAUUUACUUUGUCGCGUACCCCAAACGCCGCUCUCCAACCAGUGGGGGUUGAAACACUUGGCAUCGACGGCACGUACACCCUCCGAUAAUUGUGGAACUUUGUUUGUAAACGCAGUAUAUCGUCAGGAUGACUGUUGCGACGUCAGAACACCCUCAUUCACCUCACCAGCACCCGCAUCAGGUGCAUCAUUCGUACCCGCACCAACAGGCCAGUCAGGCACAUCAUUCAAUGACCCGAGAGACGAGUCGGGAACACGAGCGAGACGUGCAUGGCCUGAGGCUUGCGCUCGGGAGCAUAUUGAGUCCUAAACGACUGUCUACACCCUCCUCACGUGCCUCAUCUGGCACCGCCUCCCCUUGUCCAGCACAUUUCGGUCCCGGACUUGUGCAUGCAUAUCAUCAUGGGCCGUCCCACUUGCAUACUCCCGUAGAUCCCCAGGAUGAAUCACAGAGCUUAGGCCAGCCAAGGUCUCCACAGGAUGGGCCAAGCACAGACGAGUCUGGGCAUUUAGCAGUCCCGCAGCCGAAGAGGCCCGCCAUGUUAAACCGCGCGUCGUCUUCACAUUAUUCUCAAGAACAAGCUACCUCUCUUCAGCACGAACACGAACUCGAGAAUGAAUCAGCAGCACCACCGAUCCUAACCACAAGCAACGUCCACGCGCUUUCACCUUCUCAAGCCCAAUCUGUCAAAGAAGCUCAGAGCGGUAGUAGCAGCACCGGAGAUGCGACUACUCUGAAACGUUCAUCAAAAGAAAGAGAUGGGAAAGAGAACGCACAUGCGUAUGGCGUGAGCGCAUACAUCGCGACGCUGCAAAGCAAGCGUGCGUGGGACGCACUCGUUCAUGGGAACAUGUCAUGAUGAUUAGUCGAUUUCCUGUCUCUCAUUUCCACGACGGUUCUAUCGUGGACAUGAGGCGAGCGAGUUUUUGAUCUAGACCGGGUGGUGUGUGCGGUGCGGUGUACGGGUGGGCUUCGCGAAGGAGAGAAGAUAUCGGACGGACAUGAUCGUGGAAUAUGGAGUCAUCGGUUAAAGUUAUACUUUUUCCAAUUUCACUUUUCCCCUCUCGUUGUUAUUUGUUCCUGCUUCUGAUUGGUUAUGCUGCUGUAUUUUGGUGUUUGUAUGAUCAUUGACCUUCACCCCCACUCUGAUUCUCCCUGAUCCACCUUGAUUGACCAUUUCAUUUAUUCCGUUUUCCUUUUACUUCACUUAUCC
This is a messenger RNA of Fomitiporia mediterranea MF3/22, 1572 nucleotides long. RefSeq lists its product as uncharacterized. Lineage: Eukaryota; Fungi; Basidiomycota; Agaricomycetes; Hymenochaetales; Hymenochaetaceae. The coding region runs from base 487 to 1218 and encodes 243 amino acids. The transcript is spliced from 5 exons. The record is from RefSeq and is a predicted model, not a curated record.